AUGGAUAGUAUAUUACUAUUGCACGAUACAAAAUAUGAGUGCAGAGUACCCGAAGGAUUACACGAACUAUGUAAAGAUAUUUCUCACAAGGUUCUACGUACUCAGCCAACAAAUAUUUAUCAUUUUAUCGCUGAUUAUGUUGACGCACUUUUAAUUACACGAGACAAUACCAAGGUGGCAAUUAAUGUUGUUAAUAAUGUUGUGGAGAGCAGUGAAUUUAUUAUUAAUACUCUAAAGUCCAUGGAAGUUGAUUUUAAACAAAUUGCCGCUGUAGCACCAAAAUUACAACAAACAUUCCGUGAUUAUUUGGAUGCCGAUAAUGAGUCAGCCUUCAGAAAUUACCGUCAAAGAAUGAUAGACAACGUAGUAAAUAAUAAAAUACCAGAACAAAAUGCAACGAUAAACAGAAUUGAAUCUCCAAGAAAUUCUGGUGAUUCAUCAAAGGAAGUCAAAGAAGUUAUUACUCUUAUAAAGCCAGCAUACCAAAGGUAUUUUUCAAAUGAAAGCGAUAAAAUUGAAUAUAAAGUAGAUGAAAGAAAUGAAAAGAACGUUGUAAUAAAAAAAGAGUUUUCUCAACUGGAUAAAAAUAUUCAUGCAAGCGUUUCAUUUAAUAUCAUUCCCAAGUAUCGUGAUAAAAUAGAUGUCGAUGCCAAUCAAGCGGCACUAAUUAUCCAGAGAGCUUUCAGAAGACAUCGAACCCGACGAAACCUUUCUAAAUCUAAAAGCUCAAUGUCUACGAACUCAGUGGUCGUUGGAGCGAUUCUCAAUAACUUAAACUCAAGAAUAUUUGAGAAAAUUCUCUUACGUGAAAAUAUUUCAAAGAAAUUCCAUUCUCAAGAUAAAAUUGCACGAGUGUCUGAACAACUUCGUGAUGCUUACAAAGAACGCUUCGAUUCGUUUAUAACAAAAAUAUGA
Messenger RNA from Microplitis demolitor, 915 nucleotides. RefSeq lists its product as uncharacterized. The coding region runs from base 1 to 915 and encodes 304 amino acids. Lineage: Eukaryota; Metazoa; Arthropoda; Insecta; Hymenoptera; Braconidae. Gene Ontology annotation, molecular function: protein binding. The record is from RefSeq and is a predicted model, not a curated record. The transcript is spliced from 7 exons.